GGUCAAACAAAGUUGAUAUAUAAAUAUUCAACACCCUUGCCCCUCUAAAAACUUGUCACAAAAAUGACUCUUUUUCUCCCUUCAAUAUUUCUUUUGAUACUAUCUUCACUUGCCCAAUUUUCAUCUUCAAACCAAAUUCAACACAACUUCCAUGAAUGUCUUUCUAUCAUCCAAACCCCCAACACUUUCUUCACCCCUCAAAGCCCUAACUACACGAUCAUUCUCAAUUCAACAGCGGAAAAUCUUCGUUGCAUAACCCCUUCAAAUCCCAAACCCGAGCUAAUUUUCACCCCCUUGAAUGAAAGUCAUAUUCAAACCGCCGUUAUUUGUGCCAAUAAGCUCAAGAUUCAACUCCAAUUUAGAAGUGGAGGCCAUGAUUAUGAAGGGAUCUCUUACACGUCCGCUAUGGACCCUCCGUUUGUUCUUAUUGAUUUGUCGAAGAUGCGUGCCAUUAACGUUGAUCUUGAAGACAAUUCCGUUUGGGUUGAGGCAGGUGCCACAGUUGGUGAACUUUAUUAUAGAGUUGCAGAGAAGAGCAAAACACACGGGGUCGUGGGAGGGCUUUGCACAAGCGUCGGCGUUGGUGGUCAUUUCACAGGAGGUGCGUACGGCUCCAUGAUGAGGAAAUACGGGCUAGGAGUCGAUAACGCGCUUGAUGCAAAAAUCAUCAACGCCAAAGGUGAAAUCCUGGAUAGAAAAUCAAUGGGCGAGGAUGUUUUCUGGGCGAUCCGAGGUGGUGGAGGGGGGAGUUAUGGAGUUAUAGUUUCAUGGAAACUAAAACUCGUCCCCGUUCCUAGCAUUGUCACAGUUUUCAAUGUUCCAAGAACAUUGGAACAAGGUGCCACUAAGAUUCUUUACAAAUGGCAAUAUGUGGCCCCACAAAUUGAUGAUGAUCUUUUCAUGAGAGUAUUAAUCCAAAACAUGAAUCUACCAAACACAACUAAAAGAACCAUAAGUACAUCUUACAAUGCGCUCUUCCUAGGAGGAGUUGACCGGCUCUUAGAGAUCAUGAACCGAAGUUUUCCCGAGUUGGGUCUGGAUAAAACCGACUGUUUCGAAAUGAGUUGGAUCGAAUCCGUCAUGUUCAUUGCAGGUUUCCCCAAAACCGUCCCGGCCUCCUUCCUACUCACCGCGAAACCAGCUUUUAUUAGCCAGUUCAAAGCUAAAUCAGAUUUUGUUAAAACCCCGAUCCGGGAAACAGGAAUGGAAGGGAUUUGGAAGAGACUAUUACAAGAAGAAAGGCCACUCAUGGUGUGGAAUCCAUAUGGAGGAAUGAUGGGGCGGAUUCCAGAAUCAGCAACACCAUUUCCUCAUAGAAAUGGGGUUCUUUUCAAGAUUCAGUAUGUCAACAGUUGGAUUGGGGAUAGUAAAGAUGCAAUGAAGAAGCAUUACAAGUGGAUCAGAAAGUUUUACAAGUACAUGGGUCAGUAUGUUUCAAAGGAUCCAAGAGAAGCUUAUGUGAAUUACAGAGAUCUGGACCUUGGAAUGAAUGAAAAGAACGGUGAUAAUACAAGUGUUGUCAAGGCAAGUUCAUGGGGAAGAAGGUAUUUUAAAGAUAAUUUCAUGAGGUUGGUGAAGGUGAAAACUGAGUUUGAUCCUGACAACUUUUUCAGGCAUGAACAAAGCAUUCCAUUAGGGUGGUCGCGGCAAAAGGUUUUGCUGCACGGGGUGAGUGCCGCCGUCAAUAGUUGCCGCAUGCGGGGAAAGGGGAGGGAGAGGGUGUAAAGGUGGGGCCGACUAGUUUUCAACCCUUUUCUUAUUCAAACUUAUUUUACUUUUAUAUUGAAAAAGUAAGUAACAACUAACAUUCUACAUCAACAUCAUUUAGAUUUACAUAAUACAUGUUUUAUAUAUUUAGUAUUGUUGAGAAAAAUCACAUUAGUUUUUCAGGUAUGGUAUAUCCUAUAGGCAUAUCGAACAAAAAUCAUUACCAUAACCAUCUGACGCAUGUCAAAUAUCUAUUUUUGUUCGUGUACAUGAAUUUAUUCACAUCAACACGUUCUUGAAUGCAAUUCUCCACAAUUAGUAAUCCAGGUCGCCCACCACCCACACAACCAAAAAUUCUGUUACUACCCAUAGCAAGCAGGUUUGCGAAACAUGAUCCAAUUCUUAUUUUUCAGUUAACCACCAAUAAAGAGAGGUCUGUUGGGUAAUCUUGAUGUUGCGGGUUAUUUACGGGUCAAGUACGGGUUGAGUAGGAUACCGGUAGUGGUUAAAUGAGUUGCCAAGUAGAAAACGGGUCACUAGAGCAUGGAUACGGGUUAGAACCAUGGGUCAUGGAGCUGGAAUGGGUCAGCAGAAUAUUUGGUCCAUGUUGACCGAGUUUCCUGGAAGUGGACGUUUGGAAGUUAACAUGGGGUUUGUUCCAAAAUAACAGGAGAACAUGGGUUUAUUUUAGCAUGUGUUUGUUUAUGUUUUUCAUUAUAAAUAGCAUUAGCAGUGUACGUAGAAUAAAUAUCUCUUGUACUCUCAUUUUUCAUUUAAGCAAGAAAUAUAGCAUUAAACUUUGUGUGUUU
Molecule: messenger RNA, 2516 nt
Organism: Helianthus annuus (common sunflower)
Lineage: Eukaryota; Viridiplantae; Streptophyta; Magnoliopsida; Asterales; Asteraceae
Product: berberine bridge enzyme-like 13
Exons: 1
Coding region: 64-1725 (553 amino acids)
Molecular function (GO): oxidoreductase activity; FAD binding
Source: RefSeq, a predicted model, not a curated record